AUGGGUCAGAUAGCACAACAACUCACAAAUCAAGCUCAAGGCACCCUUCCGAGUGCAAUAGUACAAAAUCUGAGACAUCAUGAGAAUGUUAAUGCUGACAUAACAAGAAGUGAUAAAGUUGCUAAAGAUGAAGAAGAAAGGACAACAAAUCAUAACCAUGUCAUAGAGGUAGAUUUAGAAGUGAGGGAUAAUAAAAAAGAACCAGAAGAAGUUAUGCCACUAGUAAAGCCAACAGAAGAGAAAAAUAAAAAAGACGCUAAACCGGUUAUUAAGUUACCUUACCCUCAGAGAGUGACAAAGAAGGAUUCAAAAGAGAAAGACUUUGAGAAAUUAUUCACAAUGUUCAAAAAGUUAGAGAUCAAUAUGCCUUUCUUUGAAGCACUCGAGCAAAUGCUCAUGCAUAAAAAAUUCAUGAAAGAGGUAAUUGCUGAAAAGAGACCAAUAGGAGAGGGGUCGGUAGCCUUGAAUGAAAAGUGUAGUGCAAUAUCACUAGGUGGGAGAAUCCCAAACAAGGAAAAGGAUCCAGGAGCGAUCACGGUCCCAUGUACUAUAAAAGAUAGAACUUUCAAGAAGGUACUAAUUGAUUCUGAAGCCAAUGUGAGUCUGAUGCCAUUGUCAGUCUACCAAAGGCUUGGUAUUGGAAAUGUCAAUGGCACAAGGACAAAUCUGAAGUUUAUAUAUAACUCCAUAAAGAAUGCAUGUGGGAUAGCAGAAGACGUACUGGUGAAAAUAGAGAAAUUUAGUUUUCUUGUUGAUUUUGUGAUCAUAGACAUAUCGGAGGAUGAAGAGAGACCUACCAUUCUUGGUCGACCAUUCACGCGGACAAGUCGAUGCAAUUUCGACAUAGACCAUGAUACACUAACUUUAAAAGUUUAUGAUGAUGAAAUAACCUUGAAUGUUCUUGAAAAUAGGAAGCUAGAGGUGGAAAAAGAACAUCACUAUCAAGUAGGCAUGAUCGGGACAGGCGUGAAAGGCCAAAGUGACAUGCCAACAUCAUGA
Lathyrus oleraceus (garden pea) is the source of this 999-nucleotide messenger RNA. RefSeq lists its product as uncharacterized. The transcript has a single exon. The coding region runs from base 1 to 999 and encodes 332 amino acids. The record is from RefSeq and is a predicted model, not a curated record. Lineage: Eukaryota; Viridiplantae; Streptophyta; Magnoliopsida; Fabales; Fabaceae.